Molecule: messenger RNA, 1918 nt
Organism: Calypte anna (Anna's hummingbird)
Lineage: Eukaryota; Metazoa; Chordata; Aves; Apodiformes; Trochilidae
Product: neuroblastoma suppressor of tumorigenicity 1
Exons: 4
Coding region: 166-753 (195 amino acids)
Biological process (GO): animal organ morphogenesis
Molecular function (GO): receptor ligand activity; BMP binding
Source: RefSeq, a predicted model, not a curated record
GGGGAGGGAGAGAGAGAGGGAGGGAACGAGGGAGGGAAAGAGGAAGGGAGACAGCAGCCCCCGCCCGCCCCGCUCCUCCGGGGGCCGCGGUGCCGAGGAUGCGGCAGCCGCCGGGCACCGCCGGGCUGUAGCCGCCUGCCCGCGGCCCCAGACCCCAUGGGAUGAAUGUACCCGCCGUCUCCUGGGUGCUGUAGGCUUUUGGCAGAGCUGGCCAUGAUGUUGAGGUUGGUGGUUGGUGCCCUCUUCCCAGCACUGCUCCUGGCUGCCCCACCCCCCAUAAACAAACUUGCCCUCUUCCCGGACAAGAGUGCUUGGUGUGAGGCAAAGAACAUCACCCAGAUCGUGGGGCACAGCGGCUGCGAGUCCAAAUCCAUCCAGAACAGGGCCUGUCUGGGACAGUGUUUCAGCUACAGUGUCCCCAACACUUUCCCUCAGUCCACGGAGUCCCUGAUUCACUGUGACUCCUGCAUGCCAGCCCAGUCCAUGUGGGAAAUCGUGACACUGGACUGUCCAGGCAACGAUGAGAUCCCCAGGGUUGACAAGCUGGUGGAGAAGAUCCUUCACUGUAGCUGCCAGGCUUGUGGCAAGGAGCCCAGCCACGAGGGAGCCCUCUUCAAUGUCUACCUGAAUGCAGAGGAGAACAUGCCUGCUGAAGGUCCCAGCCCUCACCACUAUGCCCACCACCAGCAGGAGGUGGAAGAACCUUCUGCCUCCAGCCACCACCACCACCACGAGGAGGAGAGCGAGGAGUGACUUGGCCCUUGUGGACUGUCCUUGCAGGCAGUGGCACGGGCAGGAGGGGUGUGCCAGGGGGAGAGACGGCCGGGGUUUUGGGAGGGAGGGGGGUGGUGGAGUUUUUCUUGUCUAAUAGUGACCCUCAUGCUUUGCUCUCCAUGACACCCCUGGGCUGUAGGAAUGUUUUGAAGGCAGGAGGGCUGAGGGGUGGUCGUGGGGCUGGAGCUGCAGGGUGAGAGCAGGCUUGGGGUGUUCUGGUGCAAAACUACUUGCACAUGAGAGUAAUAAUAUAUUGAGGGGGCUUCAGCUGAAAGCAGGAGCUGAGUUGGGCUACCCAGGGGUGCUCUGCAGGCUCCUGAACCAUCUGUGGAGCCCUUGCUGGGUUCUUCUGGGUUUUUCCCUUGGAAAUGGCUUGUGCUUGGGGCUGAGGAAGAAGGGAUGCAGCCUCUCCACAGUCCCACAAGAGAGACUCAUCUCUUCUGGGCUGUGCAUCCCUUCUCCCUCCCAUCUACCCUUCCUGCCCAAGGCCAGUAGGCUCUGCAGGUCCCCUGGUCCUGCUAGGUCUUCAUUCAGCCCCAGCCCCCUCUCCUGUUAGAUAGCUCUUGGGGAGCAUUUUGCCCCAGGAUGGGGCUGCGUGUGAGGUUGCUGGGAACCAUGGUGGUGAGAACCCUUUCCUUGCUGGUCCUCAGGGCCACCGUGCAUUUCCCUGGGAAGGAGGGAGCUGGAUGAUGCUGUGGGUGCUGGGCUUUUGAGUUUUGUGGCCCCUAGGGGAAGGACAUCAGCUAGGGUGGGCUGGGUGUGAGCCAGCCCCUUUCCUCCCUCUCCCUGCUGCACUUUAAUUGAGGUGGAGGGAGAAGGGGGAUGAGUGCCAGGACACCCAUUGAGCUCUGCAGGGGGCUUGGGGAGGCGGGGAUGGCCCCAGGCUCCUCCUGCUGCCCCCUUCUCUCCCUGUGAUGAAGCUGAUUUCUUUGUCGCUGUCCUGACAAGAGCUUCCAGAGCUUUUAAUCGUUGCCUCCCCCUUCCUUUUACAAGGUUUGUUUUGUUGGUUUGGUUUUGUUUUGGUUUGGUUUUGUUGUUCUUGUGUUGGUUGGUUUUUUUUGUUUGUUUUUUGUCUUUUGAUUGGUUGUUUUUUUGUUUGGUUGGUUUUUUUCUUAAAUAAAUGAGUUCUGACUUCCAUUUCCCA